AUGGAGAGCCAGCGGCUGUCCUCCUACGGGCGCCGCUUCGGCCCCGCCACCGCCCCGGCACCCCGCGUCGUCCCCGUGCGCUGGGGACCGCCCGCCGGCUCCCCGGCCCGGCUCGUCGCCGCCCGGGCCAGGAGCGUCCAGCUCGGCGCCCGCUCGGGCUCCCGCCUGGGGCUGGGCAAGAUGGACUUCUCGCUGGCCGACGCGCUCAACUCGGAGUUCAGGGAGACGCGCACCAACGAGAAGGUGGAGAUGAUGGAGCUCAACGACCGCUUCGCCAGCUACAUCGAGAAGGUCCGGCUGCUGGAGCAGCAGAACAAGGUGCUGGUGGUGGAGCUCAACCAGGCGCGGGACCAGGAGCCCUCGCGGCUGGCCGACAUCUACCAGGAGGAGCUGCGCGACCUGCGGCACCACGUGGAGCAGCUCGCCACCGCCAAAGCCCGCCUGGAGAUCGAGCGGGACAACCUCGCUGAGGACCUUGGUGGUCUCCGGCAAAAGCUCCAGGACGAGGUGACCCUGCGGCUGGAGGCCGAGAGCACCCUGGCUGCCUACAGGCAGGACGUGGAUGCGGCCGCGCUGGCUCGCCUGGACCUGGAGCGCAGGGUGGGCUCCCUGCAGGAGGAGAUCACCUUCCUGAGGAAGGUCCACGACGAGGAGCUGCGGGAGCUGCAGGAGCAGCUGGCCCAGCACCAGGUGCACAUCGAGAUGGACGUGAGCAAGCCGGACCUGACGGCGGCCCUGCGGGAGAUCCGCACCCAGUACGAGUCCAUGGCUGCCAGCAACAUCCAGGAGACCGAGGAGUGGUACAAGUCCAAGUUCGCAGACCUGACGGACGCGGCGGCCCGGCACGCGGAGGCCCUGCGCCUGGCCAAGCAGGAGGCCAACGACUACCGGCGCCAGCUCCAGGCCCUCACGUGCGACCUGGAGGCUCUGCGGGGCUCGAACGAGUCCCUGGAGAGGCAGCUGCGGGAGAUGGAGGACCGCUACGCCCUGGAGACGGCCGGCUACCAGGACACGGUCCUGCGGCUGGAGGAGGACAUCCGCAGCCUCAAGGAGGAGAUGGCGCGGCACCUGCAGGAGUACCAAGACCUGCUCAACGUCAAGCUGGCCCUGGACAUCGAGAUCGCCACAUAUCGCAAGCUGCUGGAGGGCGAGGAGAGCAGGAUCACCAUUCCUGUGCAGACCUUCUCCAACCUGCAGAUCCGAGAGACCAGCCUGGACACCAAAUCUGUGUCGGAAGCUCACCUGAAGAGGAGCAUCGUGGUCAAGACUGUGGAGACCAGAGAUGGAGAGGUGAUCAAGGAGUCCAAGCAGGAGCACAAGGAGGUGGCAUAAGCUGGGGAGGACGCAGGCGGACGCUAGCAGCAGACGCACGCUUGUAGCCAUAGCUAUGUAGGUCCUGGCCGCCGUCCUGUGCCCAGCUGCUGCGAGGGAGCCCCGUGGCCAGGCACGGGUCGCCGCCUCCAUGGCCCGACCGGAGGAGCUGGUGGUCCCGACGUGUGGGACAUGGCUGCACGUUGGCUGGGACAUCUCUCCCUGGGCCGUGGGGACCUCACUGACACCUGGUCCCUUCACAGGGGGUUGGCAAAACACCCCGGCUGACCACACGCUGUGCGGGGAGGAGACGGGUGUUACGGGGCAGAAGCGAGUGGUACUCGGGCAGAGCCAAGCUCUCCUCCCCCGGGAUGCUGCCGUGUUUCCGCAGCACGGAGGGACGAGGGUUUUGGAGGGGCCGCACCAGCAUUUGCUUUGGAUAUCUGGCUUGGCCGACGUGCGGGGAGGGAGCCUGUCCCGUUUCCAUCUCUCUGCGCUCAUCGGGCAAGAGGAGAGAGCAAGGAGCAUCUGUCUCUGCGUCCCACCUUGCUGCCCACCCUCUGCUCCGGGAGGCCACCCUCAAUCUCCCCGGUGUGUCCAGGUCCUGAGCAUCACAGGGGAGUCCGAGGGGACGAGGUGCUGGCUGGCAAGGGACCUUUCCCCAUCACUGAGCAUCGAGCGUAGCCAAGAGGAGAAAGGGGAGGAUGGAACUGCACGAGGAAAACACGGUGCUGUCAGGAGGCUGCAAAGCGGUGAUGAAAUCAGGAUAAUGAGGAAUGUCGGGGACUCUGGGUUGUCAGGGGCGGUUCGAGGGGCCGGAGUGAUGGCGGGCACGGCCACGUGGGGCAGUGGGGUGGGUGGGCCGUGGUGGCAUUCCCUGGCAUGGAGCCACGUGAUCCCGAUGGGGUACCCACCACCGAGAUGCCCCCAUCCCCACGGUGGGGAAAAUGGUCCCCAGGGGCUCAUGGCGAGGGGUCACGCAAUGCCAUGUGCCUGGUCCCUCACUUAGGAGGUUCCUACGGAGGUAAAAAUGAAGAGGAGGGGAGUGAAAGGAAGAGAGGGGAAGAGGAGGAGGAGGAGGAGGGUGUCCAGGCACCCGUGGGUGCUCUCAGGAGCAGGAGGUGCUGGGGAAGGAAGGCUGCAGCCAUCCUCAUUCUGCCUGUCCCACCUGGGCUUGCAGCAAGUCCCACCACUGCUUUCCCACUAUGGUGAGCUGGGGGAUGGAGACCUGGCUCUGCAUGAGCCGCAAUCCCUGCCAUGCGCAGAGCCCCCAAGCCUGGCUCCCCAUGUGGGCACACAAAAUGGGAUUGGGAAGAAAUCCCUCAUCCCCGGGGCUUGCGUGGCCCUGUCCCCCUCAUCCUCCCUCGCUGCCCCCAUCCAGACCAGCACACACCACUAGUCCAUCCAGGGCUGCAGCCUGGCACAGAGCAGCUCCGCGGGGUGCCGGGGCUCCCUGGCAACCCUCCGCCCCCACCUCAGAUUUAGCUACUGACCGCAAGCAAAACCUGCCCCGCUUUUCGGCUAUGCUGCCUGAGCCACCUACCAUAGGAGCAACGACCCGGUGGUGCUUCCCUUAUCCCGUAAGCCCGUAGUGAUGAGCGCGUGGGAUGCCACCAGGAUGACGUCCCUCUCACCCCCUGGCUCGGGUGCUCAGCGUGCUUUGCAGAUGCUAACUCCAGAAAGCUCAUCCCUGGGUGCAAGGGGUGUUACUGGGGGAGACCCAGGUCCUGCCCAGCUUUGGCCUCUGGGGCUCAGCCCCACUCAAGGGUGUCCUGCAAGAGCCCUGCAGGUGGUACUCACUGCCAUGGGGUCCCUGCAAUGGUCAGGCUGGAGAUGGCUCGGGGCCAGGGGGCUCAGCCAGUCCCCCGUGUCCUGCGUCCUGGGAUGAGCCAGGCUGCGCGUAAGCAGCCUCCAGCUGAAGCGCUUGCAGUACACAUCGCUACUGAACCAAUGUACUAACGUCCGCGGCAGCAUGAGACGAGAAAUAAAGCUAACGCAAGCGCUGCGCUUC
Dromaius novaehollandiae (emu) is the source of this 3322-nucleotide messenger RNA. It is a transcript of the gene GFAP, whose product is annotated as glial fibrillary acidic protein. Gene Ontology annotation, cellular component: cell projection; intermediate filament; cytoplasm. The record is from RefSeq and is a predicted model, not a curated record. Gene Ontology annotation, molecular function: structural constituent of cytoskeleton. Bases 1 to 1332 code for a protein of 443 amino acids. Gene Ontology annotation, biological process: regulation of chaperone-mediated autophagy; intermediate filament organization. Lineage: Eukaryota; Metazoa; Chordata; Aves; Casuariiformes; Dromaiidae. The transcript is spliced from 9 exons.